CACACACACACAUAUAUGCAGGUGUAUAAAAAGUUAAAAACUAGCAGCUAAUUAUACAAGAUUAACUAUACCAUCUGAUGGGAAGCAAAGAAGCGAAGCUUUUGGGACUAUGGGUUAGCCCAUUUGUCCGGAGGGUUGAGUGGGCUCUGAAACUGAAGGGCGUCGAGUAUGAAUACAUAGAAGAAGAUAUGCACAACAAGAGUCUUCUACUUCUUGAAUUGAACCCAGUCCACAACAAAGUGCCUGUGCUCGUUCAUGACGGAAAGGUGAUCCUCGAAUCCUUUGUAAUUCUCGAGUACAUCGACGAGACAUGGAAAGACUAUCCGUUGCUGCCUCAAGAUCCAUAUGAAAAAGCCACGGCACGUUUUUGGGCCAAGUUUGCUGAAGAAAAGCUUCUUACAGCUGGAUGGAUUGCUCUGUGCUCCGAUGGAGAGGAGAAAGAAAAGGCUGUGAAAUUAUCCAUAGAGGCCUUAGAAAAGAUAGAAGGUGAGCUAAAACUUAAAGAGAACAAGUUCUUUGGAGGAGAAAACAUUGGGUAUUUGGACCUUGCAAUGGGAUGGAUCCCUCACUGGUUGCCUGUCUGGGAGGAAGUUGGGGCCAUGAAGAUUGUGGACCCACUCAAAUUCCCAGCCACCAUUUCAUGGAUGAACAAUUUUCUCAAUCACCCAGUAAUCAAAGACAGCUUACCACCUAGAGAUAAAAUGAUUGUUUAUUUUCAAAGGCGUAGCAAGGAAAGUGAAAUUGUCGCCCGCGUCGUCGCUCAUAUCGCCGCUUCUAGAAAAGGUUGAUUCUCGGGGACUUAGCAAGUCCUUGUACGAAACUUCCGUCACGACUGGUUGCGUCGCUUCUAAGAAAUGUUGAUUCAGAGAACCUUAGCAAGUCCGUGCAUGAAACUCCCAUCAUGACCGGUUGCCUGUAUGUUUUUCCCUACUGAUAUAUUAAAUAAAUCAACCUUAUGUGGCAUUGAUAUGUACUAAAAUGUGUAAUUUUCCCAAUGAUGUAUUUAUGUAUAUCAAUGAUAAGCAUAUGAUCUAUAAUUA
Messenger RNA from Cornus florida, 1040 nucleotides. RefSeq names its product glutathione transferase GST 23-like. Gene Ontology annotation, biological process: glutathione metabolic process. The record is from RefSeq and is a predicted model, not a curated record. Gene Ontology annotation, molecular function: glutathione transferase activity. NCBI's taxonomy places the organism in Eukaryota, Viridiplantae, Streptophyta, Magnoliopsida, Cornales, Cornaceae. Bases 78 to 788 code for a protein of 236 amino acids. The transcript is spliced from 2 exons. Gene Ontology annotation, cellular component: cytoplasm.